AUGAACUGCCAAGCAAUUAGUCGCUAUAACACGUUGAAAGAGAAGCGGAAACAGGGCAAGCAGGCGAAGGCUACCAUGACUCCGAUUGGUGAGCGGAUUAGGAAUGCCAUCAAGAUCGUCAGGGCCAGCCAUGAUGCUGGAACGCCAUCUACACAUGUAUUGAUUGACGUCUGCAAGGAAAUAGAGAUGAUCAAGGUGGAUCUCGGUGGAAAAUGCGAGAUGUGA
Soboliphyme baturini is the source of this 225-nucleotide messenger RNA. NCBI's taxonomy places the organism in Eukaryota, Metazoa, Nematoda, Enoplea, Dioctophymatida, Soboliphymatidae. The record is from the annotation of a GenBank genome assembly.